AUGAUUCUCGUGUUGACCACCAUCCUCAGCGAGCUGAUUCAUUCGCCCAAGUUCAAGGUAUGUCAUUUUGGGCCCUCAGGACAAGUGUCAGGUUUCUGACGUUCUUCCACAUCCUUCUUGCAACAUAUGUUUUGAAUGUGUUGACAAGAAUAGACCGGGAGAGAAAUGUUAUAAGUGCACUUUUUUAAGACCCGUAUUAACGAGUACGCAGACAUUGGGCGUCGCGACAUUUGCGGGCAACCACUUUGCGGGCAGCUGACAUUUUUUGAUUAGAAUAUCUAUUAAGUUCAUCCACUGCUUUCAAAGUUACGGGAGUUUUUUCAAAAAAUGGUAAAAAAAAUGCCUGGAUAAGCUUAUGAUAACUAUUCGAGGCACUUAUACACAUGGAAACUUAAUCCGCGACAUCUAAUCGUCGAGCCCAUCGUUUGAAUUUCCAGCUGUAAGCAAAUUUUGGCUGAUUUCACAACAUGUCAGCAGAAUCUCCGUGGUUUUUUCAAGCUGCCCGCAAGUGUGGGCCGCCAAACAUUGACAUACAUACUGUAAACGCAGUUUUAAAUUCGAAAAAAAUUAUCUUCAACCAAAAAGUUUUAGAAAGAAAAUGAUUUUAAAAAAUUGGAAGAAUUUACUGAUUUGCCGGUGAUUUAUAAUGACGGUAAAUAUCUGUUCUCCUGGCGGAUUGAGGCCUCAAUCAAUCAGCACUUAAAAAUACCGCGAGCCCGAUCUCUGAUGACAUUUUUCUUUUUUUUUUAUCUCAAGUUUCAAAAACACUUUGGGCCGCUUAGAGUCCAGAAGGAAAUUGCGGAUUCUCAAACUACUUUUUAACGGUCUGCUACUCGAGCCUCCAAUUAAUUACUCCGCUUCCGGAUCUGCUUUUACUACCCACGAUUUGAUUACAUUCCCAAUUCUCCUUCUAUUCGGAUUAUGACUUCCAAAAAUUCUCAAAAUUGCAUAAAAAAUCUAUGGUUCUGACUUUGCAUCAAUCUUUUAUUUCGUGACCUAUUUUGGCCAGCCUCUGGCCACGUUUUGUCCCAGUUUAAGGUCUCGCAAAUCUAAUAGCAUCAUCCAGAUUUAUUGGGGAUCUUUCUUUCGUGGCGUUUGUUUCAAUUGUCUGUCGAUUUGUGAGUUAAUUAGAGGUCAUUAAUCAGGUGUUCGGAGAUCUUUGUUCUUUUAGGACAAUUUAUAAUUAUAUUUACAAAAAAGAAAUUGGGAGUGAAAGCAACUUCUGUGGUUAAUAUUUAUUUCAACAUCUUCCAAUAUUGUACCCGAUCUUCACUUUUUUUAUUAUUCUUCUGUGAAUUCUACCAAUUGUCACAAGUCCCGUCUGGUUCCGACCUCAAAAUGCAACAGGCUCGAGUAGCAGGCCAUCAGAAUCCCCGUAGACGCCACGCCAGUAAACACGAUGGGUUACAGAAAGUGAAGCCAAUCUCUCUGCACUGUGGAUUACUUGUCUUCAUCUUUGUCUACGCCUUCGUCGGCGGUCUCAUCUUCACUCAAAUCGAGAUCUCAGCCACCAAAGCCAGAGAUGAGGCGCUGUAUAAAGAACAGACGGAAUGCGUGGCUAGGGUGAGUUUUAUUAUUUAUUAUUGUAUAUAAAACCAAGCCUCGGUAAAACAAAUCGCAAAGAACCAGACAGUUUAUUACAGAAGGGUUUCGCUUCUUUGUUGCAAAGAGGUGUAUUAUAUAAUAAAAUGGCACCAAAAAUACAACUUUUUCCAUGGGUCCUUUCUCUCUUGUUGUAAAUUAAAAUGUUACGCCCUCAUAGCCUGAUCUCAUUUCUUCCAUUCGAAAGUCAGUUUCGACUCAUUAUUAAAUAGUAAUCAUAAUAACCCUUUCAGAAGCUAACUCUCCGCAGCGCCUCCAGUCAGGUCGGCCUGAACCGAACCACUCAGGCUAUUGCGGAAUGUUUUAAGCAGGAAGUUGAUGUCCGAUCUCAAUGGGGUGUCGUCACAGGUACGCUUUACGGGUUUGGGAUCGUCACAACACUCGGCUACAAUCGAAUAGCCCCGAUCACCACGACCGGUCGAUUGGUUUGUGUUCUCUAUGGUCUCCUCGGCAUCCCUGUCACCAUGAUUAUCAUUGCGAAUAUGGGACAAUAUUUUAACAAUUUUGCUACAAUAAUUAAGAAAAAGGUUUGCAAAUUAUCUUUGGACUGGAACAAGUUUCAUCAAAGUAUUAGGCUGGGGAAUAAGUCCGCAACGAUUUCUUUAUUGCCUCGUCCUGCAACGAUUGUUUGUUGUUUGGAAAAGUUUAUAUAUGCAUUCGAAAGAGUUCUGUCUCCUUUACAAAACUGUGUUUUUAGUUUUUUUUGAAAAUUUAAUUUUUAAUUAUUUUUUGGGCUUAAAAGUGAACCAUCUAAGAGGCAAAAAUUUGCGUUUUCGACACCUGCUUUUUUCGCCGAGCAGCACGUGGACGCAAACGGCGGUCUUUGUAUCGAAUCAUCAUCGGGGAUGAAAAUGGUGUCUGUACGUCAAUAUAUAGCAAAAUGUUGACUGUUUGCUGGAGUGGGUGGCCCCAGGGGACAGUCAAGCAAGACCCCACCCAACAAAGGUCAUGAUCUGCAUUUGGGGGACUGGGAAGGCAUGGUGCCUUGGGACAUGCCUUAAAAGAACGCCACUGUCAACAAGGAGCUCUAUGAUGCCCAACUACACCUCGGAAAUGGGGCUAUUCGACUGAAAUCAAAGCCAAGUCGUAUUGCUCCACGAGUCAUCUUGCUCUCAUGUUGCACAAGUCGUCAAAACCGCACUCCAUGAGUUCGAAUGGGAGGUUAUUUAGCAUCCACCAUACUCUCGGACCUUGCGCCAACCGAUUACCACCUUUUCCGCUUUCUGUCACACCAAAUCCGAGGUGAAAAAUUCGAUGGCGAAGAGGACCUCAAAAACUUUUUAAGCCCAAAAAAUUAUAAAAAAUUAAUUUUUCAAAAAAAACUAAAAACACAGUUUUGUAGAGGAGAAAAAACUGUAUCAAAUAAUAUAUAUUCCCUUUGCCAAACAACAAACAAUCCUCGCAAAACAAAACAAUAAAAAGCUCUACGAACUUAUUCCCCAACCUAAUACAUUUGAUUUUGUAUUACUUUAGAUAAUACUUUACCAAACCAACCGACAACGCAGGCUUUCGGCAGCCAAGAUGAAUGAAGAUGAAGUUCCGGAGUCCAGCACGGCCAUGGUUGGACUGGCUUUAUUGGCCUGCUUCAUUAUAUAUGUCAUCCUUGGCGCCAUUUUGUUACCCUUACUCAAUGGAGAGGUAAAAUGACAUAAAAAUAAAUAUUAAUAAUACUUUUUAUCAAAUCUUUUAGUUCGAUUUCUUGAAUGGCAUCUACCACAACUUUAUUUGUCUCACAGCCAUUGAUUUCGGGUCCCUUGUACCCACUCGGGUCGAGUUUUUGCCCAUCACAUUCAUGUAUGUCUGCUUUGGAUUGGCCAUGACUACGAUCGCCAUUCAAGUUGGCAGUGAGUACAUGAAGAAAUUACAUCAUUUGGGACAGAAUCUGAAGAAUGUGGCGCAUACGAAGGUCUGGUUUGGAGGAAAAACGUGA
Messenger RNA from Bursaphelenchus xylophilus (pine wood nematode), 3532 nucleotides. Lineage: Eukaryota; Metazoa; Nematoda; Chromadorea; Rhabditida; Aphelenchoididae. The record is from the annotation of a GenBank genome assembly.